ACCCCUCCAACCUCCCCCCGCUCUUCUUCACUCUUCACUCCAAGUCCAAGGCACCACCAAGGUCCAAACUCUCUCUCUCUCUCUCUCUCUCUCUCUCUCCCUCUCUCUCUCCACUGGUUUUAGGUGGUGUGAAGAGUGAUUAGAGAAGAUGUUGCUGGGAAAGCGUCCUCGUCUUCCGAUGAGGAGAACGACAAGCUUGACCGAAUUCACUGUUGAUCUAAACAACGUGGAGGCUCCGGUGCCGUCCGAUCCGCAGAACCCCAUGAAAGAUCGACAAAAACCGGUUGGCGAAGAGACUCAUGCAAGAAGAACCCAACCAGGGGGAGGUAAGGCUCCCGGUGGAUUCAACGACCGGUUACUGGCCACUGUCUCACCGAGGAACCCCAGGAGGAAUUCGGCCGAUUUGGUUCAGACGGCUCACUUCUUAAGGGCGUGCGGCCUCUGUAAGCGCCGUUUGGCACCCGGUCGAGAUAUUUACAUGUAUAGAGGCGAUAGCGCUUUCUGCAGUCUGGAGUGCCGGCAGCAACAGAUGAAUCAAGACGAGCGGAAAGAGAAGUGCUCCUUGGCGUCGAAGAAAGAUGCUACGAAGGCUGCGGCCGAAUCAGAAGCAUCCAGUAAAGGAGGGACGGUGGCAGCUGCAUAGCCUAGAAAAUCCAACAAAUUAAAGAUGAUUUGAUUCUGUUCCAUCCCCGCCCAUAUAUGAUCUGAUGAUACGUAUUAGAACUAAAACAUAUUGUGAAGAAUGAAGAUGGGUGCAGUUAAUUUUUCUGUCCGCAUAUCAGUUGGGCAAGCUUUGGAACUGCGAUUUAUUUUUAAUUUCAUGUGGAUCCAUCGAUCCAUUCAUCCCACAUACACAACCCCAAUCUCUGUACUUGUUCCUACCUUCUUUUUUUAUUUUACUUAUUUUUGUUCUACUUUUUUGUUAGCUUCAAUGAAAGAAAUUUGCAGAUUUACUAGUUAUUAGCCCCUAA
Messenger RNA from Nelumbo nucifera (sacred lotus), 971 nucleotides. Its product is annotated as senescence-associated family protein, putative (DUF581). The record is from RefSeq and is a predicted model, not a curated record. NCBI's taxonomy places the organism in Eukaryota, Viridiplantae, Streptophyta, Magnoliopsida, Proteales, Nelumbonaceae.